AUGGCCGGGCCAACCGUUGUGCCCGCGAGCCUCAGGGCGACCGCACUAGAGGCCUUCAUGGUGCUCCACCUGAGGAUGAGAGCAGUGGAAAGGCAAACCAGUGCCCUGGUGCCAGACCUGGAGGCACUCAGUAUCGAUGGGCAGAGCCUCAAUCAUUUCUACUCAGAGACCUCAGAAACACCUGAUAGCCACGCAGCCACUAGCCCUGUGCAGGCCAGGGUAGUGUCUGUGGGAGAAAAUACACUGUGGAAAGACUGUGAAACACUGAUGAAUUGAAUGUGUUGGUUAAGUGUUGUAUAGACACUGAAAUUAAGUAUCUUCUGGCUGCAGACAGAAAAGGAGCUGAAUCUAAAGCAUGCAGGUAGUAAAAAAGGGCAGUUUUACCACUUGAUAGAUGUAGCAAUCAUGACUGAGGAACUGAGGAACACAAAACAGAAAAUUAACUGUAGACUUCAGGAGGUAAAACAGCUGUCUCAGGAGAUCAGCCAGCAGGAGUCUUUGGAGGAAUCCCGAGAUACUGUCAGGUGUCAUGUACAGAACAUGCAAACAGUAAAAGCAGAAGGAAGCAGAAGAAAUCAUGUAGUCAAACUUGCUGCUCGAAGUAGGAGUAUCGCAAACAACAGACUGGGGCAGUGCUGGCUUUGUCUAGCAGAGUUCAAGGACUGUGAUUCCAUGGCUGCUUUAGAUUCCAGGAACUGUAUAAUUUCCCAGCUUGGUGAAGAAGCAAAAGUAAUAUGUAAACAAGUGUUGAAUGCAAAGCUGUCCUUUAUCAAACAAUGCAAAGAGAACCUGCAACUUCAGUCUAAAAUGACUGCCAUGGGAGAAACAGAGGAAGUACGGGUCCUUGAUGACCCCUUAAACCAGCAAUGCUCAGAGCUCAGUACCACACUCCAAAGCAUUGCCAUGGAGAAUGCCAAACUCAUUUCAGCUCAUCAGAGCAUGCUUAGGGCAGAACAAGAAAAGACACGUAAACUGCAAGAACAAGAUUCGCUUCUGAAUGCUGCCCAUGCCAGCACUCAGCUGCAGAGUGUGCAGCGUGAGGGGGCUCAGCUUCAGAGAGAGCUGGAGGCCCUGCGUACAGAGCAUGGCCAGUACAGGCAGAAAGCAAGCCUUGCUGAGGAGGCAGCAACUACCCACGGUAGACAGCUUUUGGAAUGCACUGUUGCUAGACUGCAAGGUGAAUUUGAGACAGAUUUGCAAGAGAAAGGGUCUCUGCUGGCAGAAGGGGAAGACUGUCAACAGGAGGUACAGAAAACUUACUUUCAUUUUGAACAAGAUGAAUGUUCAAGAAACUCUGUGUCUGCAUGUGGAGAUUGUCCUAGGGUGAGACGGAGGAUUCUGAUAAAUGCUAUAAAGAAUAUGGGAGAAAAACUGGAGAAUAUAACAGACAUGCUCACUCCACGGAAACCUGGACGGCCUACUGAGAUUAACGAAGGAGACGGUAAUGUGAUGGCAAACCUGCAGCACCAGCUGGACACAGCAAAGGAUGGUAACAGUAAGGCGACAGCCAUGCUGGAGCAUGUGUUAGCUUCUCAUAACAAGAUGCAAGCAGCUCUGGAAAUGGUACAGACGGAGCUGGGACACAAGAACACUGAAAUCAGCAACCUCAGAAAAGACAAGAGGCAGACUCAACGAAAACUACAGAGGUUAGAAACAGAAUUGGAACAUAGCCAAGCCCAAGUGGUUGUCAUGGAAAGGCAGCACAGAAGCCAGGUGGAAGCACUUUGUAAGGCACUAGAAAGUGCUAAAACAGACAACAAGAAACUCGUUAUUCAUUUGGAAGAAGUUCUGCAGGUCAGUAAUACCUUGCAGAGCCAUCUAAUCCAAACUCAAUAUGAACUGAAAAGUAAAGAAACUGAGCAUCAACAGCUGAUGGUCUGCAGAGAACAGUUAAUGGAAAAAGCCAAGACUGCGGAAAAGUUAUUUGCUGAACAAUUAGAGUCUUUGAAAAAGCAGUUUCAAAUUGAGCAAGAGGCUUCCAGGAAAGCUGCCUGUCAAGAAUCUGCUGUGGUAAAGAAAUCCCUUGAAGAAACCUCCUCCAAAUUGGCUCAAGUUUCCCGUGCUAACAGGGAGUUGCGGCAGAAAGUAACAGAGCUGGAAAAGUCUUUGUCCAGUUACAGGGAAAAACUAACAAGCCAAAAAGCUCAAGUGAGACAAUGCCAGGCCUGUAAAGCUAACACAGAAAGGGUAAAGGAGACUGAAUCUGAACUGAGGAAAAUGAAGGCAAUACAAGAGGAGUAUCAGAAGAAGAAUAAUGAACUAUCACAGGACAUCCAGAAACAUGUGUCAGAGUUGAAAAGUGUGCAGAGUGAAAUGCAAGAGUUGUUGAAAAAACAACAUGAAGUGCAAGAGCAAAACGGGCAGCUGGAGACCCAGCUGGAAGCAGAGAGAACGCAAAGGCAGCAGCUGGAAAACAAAUGUCAGAAACUGCAAAAAACAGCCAAACAUCUGAAGAAAUAUAAAGAUGAGACAGAAAAGAAACUGAAGGAAGCCAGUAUAGAGUCAGAACAGAUCACAGCUAACCUAGAAGCAGCUCACCAUUGGUUCAAAUGUAAGUUUGACAGCCUGCAGAUAGAAGUUGUGAAAAGCCACCAGCCAAAGAACCCUGAGGAGAGCAGCUCCAAAAAGGAGGAGGAAAAGGAAGAUGAGCUUCCCCCUCCCACCUCCCCGGCCAGCAAGGGUGAGGAGCCGCUGCCCCCAGCUCAGCUCCAGGAAGGCCCACGUGAGCUGCACAGGAAAUGA
Molecule: messenger RNA, 2742 nt
Organism: Tyto alba (common barn owl)
Lineage: Eukaryota; Metazoa; Chordata; Aves; Strigiformes; Tytonidae
Gene: CCDC150
Product: coiled-coil domain containing 150
Source: RefSeq, a predicted model, not a curated record